AUGGGCUCCACUGUGGGUAAGGGCGACCCCAGUAUCUGGGGGGUCCCCAUGCGUUGGGUUGCCCUGUUGGCUCUUGUGGGGCAGACAGUGGCUAGCGUCACCGUGCUACGCCUCUCCCGUUCCAUCGAUCUUCAGACAGGAAAGCCCUAUCUCACAACAACGGCGGUUGUCUCGGCCGAAGUUGUCAAGCUGCUGACCUCUAUCCCGCUGUUAUGGCUCGAGCAGAACAAGAGCGUGCGCGAUACAGCAUUCGCAGUGUACAAGCAUAUCAUUGAUAGCCCUAAGGAAAUGGCCAAGGUGGCGGUUCCCGGACUUCUCUAUGCCUUACAGAAUAAUUUAAUUUUCAUUGCUUUGUCUAAUUUGUCGGGGGCUAUGUACCAGGUGACCUACCAGCUCAAGAUUCUCACAACUGCCCUUCUCUCGGUGCUUCUGCUAGGACGAAGUCUCUCCUCCCUUAGAUGGGGAGCGCUGUUUCUUCUCUUCGUGGGCGUGACUCUGAUUCAGUAUCCCGCGCAGGCCGACCCACCAAGGACCUUUUCCGAGGAUGCGGACAACAGUGCCACCAUGAACAACAACCCCAUUUUCGGCCUGGUGGCCGUGCUAUGCGCAUGCCUCACCAGCGGCCUUGCUGGAGUGUAUCUUGAAAAGCUGCUGAAGCAGAGAACAACUACCAUCUGGGUAAACAACAUGCAGUUGGCGCUUUACGGAGUGGCAGCUGGACUUGUCGGCGCACUGUGGAACGAUGGACCUGCAAUCCGCGAGGGUGGAUUUUUUCAGGGAUACACCGGAUUGACCGUGGCAGCGAUUCUGUUGCAGGCUUUGGGAGGCCUUGUAGUUGCUGCGGUCCUUAAAUACGCGGAUAACAUACUCAAAUGCUUUGGUAAUGCCAUGUCUAUCGUGUUUUCUUGCGUAGUCUCAUGGAUUCUAAUUGGUGAUUUCUACCCUUCCCCUCUUUUUUGCAUGGGUACCUGUAUGGUACUAGUCGCAACAUAUCUGUAUGUUGUGGAAAGACCUUUUACCUUGCUCAAUAAGCACAUGCUAAAACUGUAUCACUAUACUGCACUGGGCCGAGGCGACGACGAGGAGGGCCCGGCUUUCUCUCCUGGUUCAAAAGCUUCACAGUCGGAGUUGCGCAGCCCUUAG
Molecule: messenger RNA, 1143 nt
Organism: Cyclospora cayetanensis
Lineage: Eukaryota; Apicomplexa; Conoidasida; Eucoccidiorida; Eimeriidae
Product: UDP-N-acetylglucosamine transporter
Exons: 1
Coding region: 1-1143 (380 amino acids)
Biological process (GO): pyrimidine nucleotide-sugar transmembrane transport
Cellular component (GO): Golgi membrane
Molecular function (GO): UDP-galactose transmembrane transporter activity
Source: RefSeq, a predicted model, not a curated record